This is a messenger RNA of Rhododendron vialii, 1592 nucleotides long. RefSeq lists its product as uncharacterized. The transcript has 6 exons. The record is from RefSeq and is a predicted model, not a curated record. The coding region runs from base 263 to 1288 and encodes 341 amino acids. Lineage: Eukaryota; Viridiplantae; Streptophyta; Magnoliopsida; Ericales; Ericaceae.
AGAAACCAGGUUAAAUUCCGUUUUAUCCUUUCUGACUGCAGACUCCUACUCGACAAAAUUCUCUCUCUCUCUCUCUCUCUCUCUCUCAGGAACCAAAAGUUCAUGCAAUUCGCUCGUGAUCGUUGAUUUCUCAGGGUUUUCAGUUUCUGGGUAUUCGUUUUCCCGUCGCAGUUUCAUCUGAAUUUCUGCAGUUUAGUGGUGCCACCUUUAUCUUGGAGCUGGAUUUGAAAUCUCUGGACGCAUUCACUAUCAAUUUCAACGUAUGAUCACUAUGGAAGCUAAGGGUAUAACCUGGGUUGAAGAUAUAUACCACAAGUUUGAAGCAAUGUGCUUGGAGGUGGAAGAAGUUGUGUGUGAGGACACAGUUAAAUAUGUUGAAAAUCAGGUGCAAACAGUUGGCGCAACCGUCAAAAAGUUCUACUCUGAUGUCAUUCAAGAUUUGGUUCCUCCUUUAGAUCUCAUUGAGCUUCCCUCAGCUGAUUUGUCUCUUAACCAAUGUGGUGAUUUUGGGGUCUAUAAGACACCAGAAGCAAGCAUCAAUGCGCCAAUGUGCCAUGAAAUAGCUGAUAAUCAUGAAUCAUGUGACCAGAUAAGUAGGACAUCAUACCCAGAUACCAUUGGAGACAUGGGAGGUGACAUGAGAGUAGGAGAGACCUUUUGUAACGAUGCUGUUCACUCUUCUGUGUCUAUUGCUGACUCUUCAAUUGAAAACCCAACUGAUAUGAUUUUACCGGUUGAACCUCGUGAGACAAAAGAAACAGAACUGAGAAGCAGUUACUCCAUUGAUAGGCCUGGUGGGGUUUCCGCAGAAUCAAAUGGCACGUGCAAAAAUAGUGGAGGGAUUUUCCUGGAAGAGUUAAAUGCUGGUGGUGAUCCACUAAAUGAGGACGACAGGGCGUCUUGUAGAGGAAGAUCAGGUGAAUGGGAUUCGAAUUCGAAUAUGAUUGACAAUUGUGGUUCGGUUGAGAUUGGGAUAGAUACCAUUAAGCAAAUUGAACACUCGAAGCUGGAGGAAACUUGUAUCCUGGUGGACAGAGACCAACUUCGCCUUAAUCCUAGUAGGCAAGAUAAACCUAGGUCAUAUAAGAAAAAGAUUCGGAAAGCUUUCUUGUCAAAAAGUUCAGCAAGGAAGCACGAGUACGAGCAGCUUGCAGCUCAAUAUGAAAACGUGGAAACAGGAUCAAACCAUAUAGUUGUGGAGAGUAUGAUGCCUACUCUUUCCGGGGAUGCAAAUAAAAGUAACUUACCGGCUCAUGAUUUUUGUGAAUCCGAGUGGGAGCUUCUCUAAAUUCCGAUUAGUAUUUUAGUGGGCAACUGUGAAUAAACACUCGUCUUGUCUAUUUAUUUUCUCGCGCAAAUAAUUACAUUGAAAUUGGUAAAAUUGCCAAAUGCCCCGGGUUUUUUUUUUUUUUUUAUCAAAAAAUUCUUAGUUUGCGAAACCCCUUGCGUUGAUGAUGGAUGACUUGUUACAUACAGCUUUUUCAUGUAUUGUGCUAUCGCAUUUCAAGGUUUUACCUUCUGGUCAUUGUCAUUGUAUGUAGUUGCUGGCUGUUAAUGUUAUCGUCAAGGCCUUUCUGGUGGCAUUUGGUUUA